This is a messenger RNA of Conger conger (European conger), 3045 nucleotides long. RefSeq names its product espin like b (gene espnlb). The transcript has 10 exons. Gene Ontology annotation, molecular function: actin filament binding. Gene Ontology annotation, cellular component: cytoplasm. The record is from RefSeq and is a predicted model, not a curated record. Bases 1 to 3045 code for a protein of 1014 amino acids. Gene Ontology annotation, biological process: actin filament bundle assembly. Lineage: Eukaryota; Metazoa; Chordata; Actinopteri; Anguilliformes; Congridae.
AUGGUGCUUCACCGUGCCAUCCAGGCCGCCCAUGAGGGGGACCUUCCCACUCUCCGGGCCCUCUCCGCCUCGGGCCACCUCACCCUGGCCGUCACAGACGCCCAGGGUGCCACGCCCACCCACCACGCCGCCCGCUGCGGCCACCUAGACUGUCUACGUUUCCUCGUGGGUGAGGCAGGGCUCCCGGGAGACGCCAGGGCGGGGAACGGGGCAACACCAGCACACGAUACAGCCGCCACUGGACACCUACUACCGCUGCGGUGGCUGGUGGAAAACAGGCACUGCGGAACUGAGGACCAGGACAAUGCAGGAGCUACAGCACUCCACCUUGCUGCUCGUUUUGGCCACUUGGACAUCCUUCAGUGGCUGCUGUCAGUUGGGGGCAGGUCUGAGGCGGAGACAGACUGUGGGGCACUGCCUGCCCACUACGCCGCUGCCAAGGGUUACCUUACCUGUCUCAAACUGCUAGUCCACCAGACCCCUGGGUGUGUGAAUCGGCAGACUGUCAUCGGUGCCACCCCAUUGUACAUAGCCUGCCAGGAGGGCCAUUUGCACGUGGUGGAGUACCUGGUGAAAGACUGCGGGGCAGAUGUCCACCUGAAGGCCCAUGAUGGCAUGACCAUACUGCACGCUGCCACACAUAUGGGCCACCAUGCCCUGGUAGUCUGGCUGGCUUCCUUCACAGACAUAAACCUUUCCAGCCAGGAUGAGGAAGGGGCCACCGCACUGCACUUUGCUGCCAGCAGAGGACACCACCGCAUCCUUGAGAGGCUGCUGCGCAUGGGAGCACCAGUCAUCAAGGACUACUGGGGCGGGACUCCCCUGCAUGACGCUGCCGAGAACGGGGAGCUAGAGUGCUGCCGAAUCCUGCUGACCAACCAUGUCAGUCCCACAGAGAAAGACAAAGAUGAGUUCACAUCAAUUGACCUGGCUGAAUACAAUGGGCAUUAUGAUUGUGCAAACUACCUUCGGACAAAGGAGGAAUGUGUAAGACUGGGCUCCCUCGCAGACGGAUCCUUCCCAGAGGUCAGCUCUACUGAGCCUGAGGGAAGAGGAAAGCCGGCAGUUUCCUGGCAGCCCAGUUCCGCAGACUACUACCGGGGCCUAAACGACGAGCUCGCACACACCUGCAGUGACACAGAGAUGGAGAACUGCAAGCAGCCAGUGAAGGAGGUACUUCCCCAGCCACGCCCUCCACUGCCUCCCCCAAUUGUGUCGAAUUUUAGCCAGGUGAAGUCUUUGGAGGAGGAGCAAAGACUACUUGAGCAUAUGAAAUCCAUCAAAUCAUUGAAACAUGCAGGGAUCACAGCUGUCUUCAUGGGACAGUCGAAAGGGGAGGAGAAAGGGAAUGGAAUAGUGAUGUUGCCCACAGAGGAGGCCAACCUGGCUGAUAUUGACUCACUUGUGCCCACUCAUGAUGAGAAAGGCCAGCCUAUUGCUGAGUGGAAGAGGCAGGUCAUGGUACGCAAGCUUCAGGCUCGGCUGCAGGAUGAAGAGGACCAGAGGAGGAAGGAAAAUGGCUGCAAAUAUAUGGAGAUGGAAGGUUGGCGAUACUCGCAGGUGCACAAUGCCAUCCUUGGUCCUUUUGGUGAGCUGUUGACUGAGGAUGACGUGGUCUACCUUGAGAAACAGAUCGAGAACGUGUCCAUGCAGAAGAGGUGCCAAGCCUAUGAGCUUGAGCUGGCCCGUCUGGCUGAGGAACUGAGGACAAUCCUGCCAGCUCCCAUCGUCAAUAUCACAGUUAAUACACAGCUCUUGGAUCCAAAUGCAGAUGGACAGAUACCCCUGCCAGUGUGGUGCAACCGCAUAUCUGGCAUUGUAAAGAGUAUGUCCCUGCUCCUGACUAACCUAACCGAAAAGGACGGCACCAUAUACAAGAUGCCCAGCGAUGAACUUGUGACUGUUUUCUCACAGCAGCCAGCAGAGAGACAGAAUUCCACUAAGGGAAGAAGGGAAACGGUGGAAAAGGAAAUUCAACAGUUUGGAGUCUCGGUGCAGAAUCUCAGAUCAAACUUUGAGUCUCAGUUGGGGGGUCAUCUCCGGUUAACUGGAACCCUUGGUGCUGGGAAACUUAUGAAAAAUAUGCAGGAGGAGCAAGUUAACAGCAGGAUUGAAAGAUCUGCUGAAAUAAUGGACCAGCCUUUUCCAAUGGACUACAACAGGGAUUCUGGUAUAGUUUGUGAAGAAAUGCCCAAAGAAGCCCUUCAUUCAGUGAGGGAGACCACCAGCUUGCGAAAAGAGCGAAUAGUGGUUUUGUUCUUGAGUCAUUGGAAAAAGUCAGCGUACGCCUUUACCAUGAGGGGUAAAAACUGCCUGGUAGGGCAAGAAAGCAGCGGGAAGGCUGACCAGAACAUUCUAGAAAAACUCCCACAGGAACCUCAGCCCAAGAAGAAUACAGGGAGUGGCUCACUGUGUCAUUUCUUCAGACAGCGGGCUGCCAUCAACAAGAUGAUUGGCAACUGGAGGUGCAUGGUCUCUGGUGUACCCUCACGGCAAAUCCGGCGCCUCAACCGCCAACGGGUCACCUACUCCCCUGAGCAGUUCCUGCCCCGUGUGAAUGGGGUGCCUGUCGACUACAACAGCCUGACCCUUGAUCUUUUCAUGCUGGGCUACUUCCACAUUCUGGAGCAGGAUCUGCCUGCCGAUGAGCGGAAGAUGAGGCAUCUGCUUUGCUUCGAGGUGUUCGACCAUGUGGGCCGGUUCUCCUGGGAAAUGGUGAGGGAUUUCCAUAGGGCCGUGCUCCAGGACAUUGAAGGGGGAAACAGGGAGUGGAAGGAUGGCUUUGAGGACAUCAAAAUCAAGUACUUUGGCAGUACGCGAAACCAGCUUGAACCCCCCUACAACCCUGGGAGUCGCCUGCAACCAGAGGCAAGGCCGGUGCCAACGGUCAUUGUCCAAAAUGCCACCCCAGACGAGGGGGACUUUCUGAGGAAGGGUGGUGCAGACAUCUCCUGCUUCAGCAAUGAUGACAUUUGCAAGUACAUUGACCGGAGUUUUGCUUUCUGGAAGGAGAAAGAAGCUGAAAUCUUUGAUUUUGAACAUUAG